GAGGACUGACUGGCUGUAGUGUUGGACGGGGGAGGCGCUUCUGUGCUCUUUAAGCUUAUGUUUUCCCAAUAGAAAAUUUCCUGUUGUCAUACGCACCAUAGAUACGCGCGCGCGCUCAUCUCCAUCACGGCGAAGUGCGUGGAGUUGUCAAAUUUUACGGAAUAUUUCCGAAAUAUCAGAUUGUUUACGUGAUAGAGAUAGCCUACAUUCUGCCAUCAAGUGAAUGUGUAACCAGUGUAUAAUUUCAGAGGACAAUGUUUUGUGUUUGAGGUGCACCCAACGGUCUGUAUGAUCUCAUCAUUCACUUUGAGAUGACCACGGAGAACUGAAAGACAUCCUGGCGCCACCUCAAGGUUUCUAUUUCUCUGUCUCCUUUCUCCGCUCCUCUAUGGGUUCCCGAAGUCAGGGGUUCUUCCACCACCAAGACCACCAUCACCACCACCAUCACCGCAGUUCAGUGGUGCCCACGGCUGUCCCCCGACUGGUGCCCGAGACCAGCAGCCUGUUGGGGGGCAUCGCCCAGAUCACUCCUUCCCUGUUCCUUGCUCGGGGGAAUGUGGCAUCCAACCGCAGCCUCCUCCUGUCCAAAGGGAUUACCUGUGUGGUGAACGCCACCAUCGAGCUGCCCAACUUCAACUGGCCGCACAUGGAGUAUGUGAAAGUGCCACUGGCCGACAUGCCUCAUUCGCCGAUCUCGCUUUAUUUUGACAGUGUGGCUGAUAAGAUCCACAGCGUGGGCCGCAAACGGGGAGCCGUCCUGGUGCACUGCGCGGCUGGGGUGAGCCGCUCCGCCUCACUCUGUUUGGCGUACCUCAUGAAGUACCACAGAGUUUCCCUGGCCGAAGCUCACGCCUGGGUCAAGGCCCGCCGACCCGUCAUUCGUCCUAAUGGAGGGUUCUGGCGACAACUCAUUGAGUACGAGAGGAAACUGUUUGGAAGGAACUCUGUGAAAAUGAUCCAGACACCAUACGGUGUCAUUCCUGACGUGUACGAGAGGGACCGCAGGAACUUGGCACCUUUCUGGGGCUUGUGAAGAGGGGUUUGGACUUUGGUUCAAGCGUAGAGGACAGGUCCGAUAACCCAUCUUUGACUCCAUUGUCUUCCGGGCUCUUUCCGUACGUCCACGUGUCCCUUCUGUCAGAGUAUAAAGCGAGACGGUAGUGCUUAU
Molecule: messenger RNA, 1168 nt
Organism: Rhinichthys klamathensis goyatoka
Lineage: Eukaryota; Metazoa; Chordata; Actinopteri; Cypriniformes; Leuciscidae
Gene: dusp14
Product: dual specificity phosphatase 14
Exons: 2
Coding region: 389-1033 (214 amino acids)
Biological process (GO): protein dephosphorylation
Cellular component (GO): cytoplasm
Molecular function (GO): MAP kinase tyrosine/serine/threonine phosphatase activity
Source: RefSeq, a predicted model, not a curated record